Molecule: messenger RNA, 2271 nt
Organism: Culicoides brevitarsis
Lineage: Eukaryota; Metazoa; Arthropoda; Insecta; Diptera; Ceratopogonidae
Product: dipeptidyl peptidase 3-like
Exons: 4
Coding region: 9-2261 (750 amino acids)
Biological process (GO): proteolysis
Cellular component (GO): cytoplasm
Molecular function (GO): dipeptidyl-peptidase activity; metalloexopeptidase activity
Source: RefSeq, a predicted model, not a curated record
AGUGAAACAUGAGAAAUCUUUUAUUUGACAAGUCAUUCCAGUUUCGCCGAAUCAUUUGUUUGUUUUCAGCAAAAUCUAGAUCAACUUCUGCAAGAAAAAUGUCUUCGGAUAGAAACCAAUUUGUCCUGCCAAACACGCAACCAAUUGCGCAAUUAGAAUGCCGCACUGCCUUUUCUAACUUGACUCAGGAAGAGAAGAAAUAUGCUCAUUUCUUAUCAAAGGCUGCAUGGAACGGAGGUCUUAUUUGCACAGUGCAAACAUCGAAGGAAUCUCCCUUGAUCUUUUCAUUACUGCAUCGAAUUUUCUUGAAAGAGUCUCCCGAGCAGCUGAAAGAAGUUGCAAAAAAUGCCGGCUUAUCCGAUGAGGAGUACACUGCUUUUCUUGUCUACGCUUGUGGAUUUCUCGGCAAUAUGGGAAACUACAAAGGUUUCGGCGACUCAAAAAUUUUGCCGGAUUUGGAAGAAACCAAAUUCGAAGCACUCGUGAAAAAGUCAAAAGCGUUCGUCGAAGAUCCUGAAAAAGUUGGAAAAUUAUUCGAAAGCGUUAAAUCAUCAAUUUUUUCACUUACCGAUCGUGAGAAAAUGUUAGGAUUGAAGGACGCCGGAAUCACAACUUAUUUCUCGAGUAAUUGCACGCGCGACGAUGCGGAUCUCGUUGAUGAGUUCAUGAAGUCGAAAAAACGUGAGGCAUGGAAUUGUCGCACUUUCAAGACGGAAGAAGGAGGAAAAGUUGUUUACGACAUCAAAUUGGCAUCCGUUUUGACGACAGAUGAUCCCAAAAUUACGCUUCCUGAGGAAGAAUUUAAAGGAAAAUUCUUUAAAAUCACUCGCGGCGAUCAUUCCGAGUUGCUGAAAAUUGUCAUCGAGAAUUUGCGCGAAGCUCAAAAGUACGCUGCGAACGACAAUCAACGAAAAAUGAUCGAAGAAUACAUCAAGAGCUUCGAAACGGGCUGUAUCGAUGCGCACAAAGACGGAUCUCGUUAUUGGGUGAAGGAUAUUGGGCCCGUGAUUGAAACGUACAUCGGUUUUAUCGAAACGUAUCGCGAUCCAGCAGGUUCUCGUGGCGAAUUUGAAUGCUUCGUGGCGAUGGUUAACAAAGAAAUGUCGAAAAAAUUCGCUGCUUUGGUCAACAACGCGGAGAAUUUCGUCAAAUUUUUGCCUUGGGGAAGCAAUUUCGAGAAAAAUGUUUAUUUGAAACCCGAUUUCACGUCGCUUGAUAUUUUAACAGCUGCUGGCUCGGGAGUUCCUGCAGGCAUUAACAUCCCCAAUUACAACGAAAUUUGUCAAAAUGAGGGAUUUAAAAAUGUUUCCUUGGGAAAUGUCUUAUCAGCGCGUGAUGGAUCAAAAGAUGAAAAAAUCUCCUUUUUGUCGGAAACGGAUCAAGCGUUGUUCAAAAAGUACAAAGGCCCGUCGUUUGAACUCCAAGUUGGUUUGCACGAGUUACUCGGGCAUGGAAGCGGAAAACUUUUCCGCAUCGAAGACGAUGGAAAAUUCAAUUUUGACGUCGAUGCUGUGAAAAAUCCUCUUACAGGAGGAAAAAUCGAGAAAUGGUAUGAACCUGGAGAAACGUACGACUCGAAAUUCAAGUCCUUAAGCAGCACAUAUGAAGAAUGUCGUGCCGAAGCAGUUGGUCUUUAUCUCUCGUUGAACAAGGAUAUCGUAAAAAUUUUCGGGCAUACUGAAGAGGAAGUCAUCAGUGACGUCACUUACGUUAAUUGGUUGCUUUUGAUUCACAACGGGGUCGGUACAGCCUUGGAAUCGUACAAUCCGCAGCAAAAAGCUUGGUUGCAAGCUCAUGCUCAAGCCCGUUAUGUCAUCAUGAAGGUACUUCUUGAAGCGGGCGAAGGUUUAAUUGAGAUCAAGGAAACGGAGCCGGGCAAAAAUUUGCUUUUAACUCUCAAUCGUGAGAAACUUUACACGGUUGGAAAGAAAGCGCUUGAAGAGUUUUUGUUGAAACUUCAAGUUUACAAGUCAACGGGCGAUUUUGAAGCUGCGAAAAAGUUUUACAAUCAUUAUGCGGAAGUUGAGGAAGAAGGUCCUUAUCCAUGGGCGAAAUGGCGUGACAUUGUCUUGAUCCAUAAGAAGCCGAGAUUGAUUUUGGUGCAAUCGAAUACGGUGCUCGAAGGAGAAAACGUCGAAUUGAAAACGUACGAACCAAACUUCUACGGAUACAUCCAAUCAUGGACCGAUCGUUUGCCCGAAACAAACGUCGAUGACAUCCUCGAACGAUGUCAUGAAGCCACAAAGAAGUAUUUCGACUAAAAAUAUCAAA